CAGAGGAAGAAUCCCAUUGUCAAGAGUGUAACGUCCCAGCAAAUUAACUGCGUAUUGUGUUAUUAUUUUACUCUCAAGAAUCUGAAUAAUAGUAUUUUCUCUCACAUUAAAUAAGUACAUAUCUGGAGAUUGGAAACUUUGAGCAUUCCCCAGAGUUGACCCGACUGAACAGCAAUGGGUGACCCUGAGCCAACUUCAUUUGCAUCUGUUGAGGAAGAGAGGGACUUCUGGAAGGAACAGGUUGCCAAAUAUCAGCAGAGGGCUGACGAGGCACAGGAGGAGCUGCAAGAGUUUCAGCAGAUGAGUCGAGACUAUGAGGUGGAACUGGAGGCAGAACUGAAGCAGUGUGAGGCCCGUAACCGAGAACUGCUUACAGCUAACAACAGGCUUCGAAUGGAAUUAGAAAACUACAAGGAGAAGUAUGAAACGCAGCACUCUGAGGCAGUCAGGCAAAUCUCUACUCUCGAAGGUGAUCUAGCAGAGACCACAGCCAUCAAGGAUCAACUACACAAGUACAUACGGGAGUUGGAGCAAGCCAACGAUGACCUGGAAAGAGCAAAGAGGGCCACUAUAAUGUCACUUGAGGACUUUGAGCAGAGAAUGAAUCAUGUAAUAGAGAGAAAUGCCUUCCUUGAGAGUGAGCUUGAUGAAAAGGAGAAUCUUCUAGAAUCAGUACAGCGAUUGAAGGAUGAAGCUAGAGAUUUAAGACAAGAGUUGGCUGUUCAGCAGAAACAGGAGCGUAAACCAUCAUUAAGCCUCUCGAAAGACACCGAAAAGCCAGAAGCCACACCUUCAAGACCCUCUUCUGUGGUUAAUGCCACCCUCCCAUCUUUCAUUGCCACGCCCUCUAGGCCUCCAAGCUCUGGGAGUACAUUCAACACGCCCCUGACAUCGUACAGCCGGAUUGAAGGUCUUACUGGAACUCCUCUUACCACAUCUGCACGGAUAUCUGCCCUCAACAUCGUUGGCGAGUUGUUAAGGAAAGUUGGGAACCUUGAAUCAAAGCUAGCAUCAUGCAGAGAGUUACACAUCCAUGAGAAAACACCCGGUCAUGCAGCGAUUGGCCAGAAUUCACCAAGUAUUUCACGAGAAACCCAAGAAAACCCAAACAAUGCAAAUGGCCUCUACGAGAAAGGGAUGGUGAAACGGUUGGACUUUGGAAUAGGACAGAAGAUAAUGCUGUGAAUAAAGCAUUAUCUGCUUUCACUACACAAGUGUGUCUUUCAUUCCCAAAUCCAUGGGAAAUUAAAAUGAAAAUGCUUUUUCAGGAGCUGAUGCAUAUCUUUAUGCUAUCAUUCUAAUUCUUCCACUCAUCAUUAGUUUUCUGUGAAGGGUUCUGCAUUUGCUGUCACAUCAAACCCCAUUAUAGAGACUUUUAUAUAUCCACUGUUUACCAGCCCUGUCCUCUGGAAGGACUGUACUACCUGUUGUUUUACUGUUGGAAUGUUUGUGUGUGUUGCAGAUGUACUUCUUAAGUUCACACUGUUUGUUUUUUGUUUGUUUGUGUUUUUUUCGAUUUCUGUUGACAGUAGUUUUGACAUGUUUUAUGUGCACUGUAAUCUUAUGAUUUGCUCUUUUUGGAACCAUGAAUUGGGAGAUGCAGGUGACUGAAAAAAGUAUACUUACCUCUGCAACCCCAUUAUAUUUGGCACUGAACUUACUGAACAAUAAUCUGAGUGAAACCUCUAUUGCAUAUACUUAUUGUUGUACACAAGACUGGAGCGAUGUUGACAGCAGGUUCAUUUUAAUGCAGAAAUGCCUGAUUUAAUUUUUUAAAUAUUA
Molecule: messenger RNA, 1782 nt
Organism: Xyrauchen texanus (razorback sucker)
Lineage: Eukaryota; Metazoa; Chordata; Actinopteri; Cypriniformes; Catostomidae
Gene: nde1
Product: nudE neurodevelopment protein 1
Exons: 9
Coding region: 175-1185 (336 amino acids)
Biological process (GO): chromosome segregation; cell migration; mitotic centrosome separation
Cellular component (GO): kinesin complex; centrosome; kinetochore
Molecular function (GO): microtubule binding
Source: RefSeq, a predicted model, not a curated record